UGCAAAAGGAAAAUUGCACAAUCCGUCAAAGCUCCCUAGCGCGCGGAUCUUUCGACGGCUGCACCAUUAAUUUGGACGGUCGGAAAGUAAGCUGAUGUCAGACCUACUUUCCUGUCCCUGCUUUAAAUACCGCAUUCUUCAUGCCAGUUGGCCGAGCCUGCUGACAGUGGAACAUAUUGCCGCCUCAACAGAAAACGACACCCUUCCUGAGCCUUCAUUGGCCGCUUAGCUGGGAAUAUCAACUGUGGGGCUGGUCAGAAAGAACGAGCAUGUUCAGCACGCGGGCACUCACGCUCCUGUCCUCUGUGUUUGGGGCUUGCGGCCUGCUCCUGGUGGGCGUGGCUGUGUCCACAGACUAUUGGCUGCUGAUGGAGGAGGGCGUGGUUCUGCAGCAGAACCAGAGCAUGGAGGUCAGGAUGGCCCUGCACUCCGGCAUGUGGAGGGUCUGCUUCGUGGCAGGACCUGAAAAGGGGAGAUGUGUAGCAUCGGAAUACUUCACCACUGAAGCUGAGAUAGACAUCGUGACCGAAAACACUGCAAAUAUACUAAAGAUGGUACGGACGGCCACACCGUUCCCCAUGGUUUCGCUGCUUUUCGUCUUCACCGCCUUCGUCAUCAGUAACAUCGGACACAUCCGGCCCCAGCGCACCAUCCUAGCCUUCAUCUCUGGAAUCUUCUUCAUCCUCUCAGGGCUGAGCCUGGUGGUGGGCCUGGUCCUCUACAUCAGCAGCAUCAACGACGAGGUGAUGAACCGGCCACGUGAGCCCGAGCACUUCUUCCACUACCACUACGGCUGGUCCUUCGCCUUCGCUGCCAGCUCCUUCCUCCUCAAAGAGGGGGCUGGGGUGAUGUCAGUGUACCUCUUCAUGAAGCGCUACGCCGAGGAGGAGAUGUACCGGCCCCACCCAUCCCUCUACCGCCCCCGCCUGUCCGAGUGCAGCGACUACAGCGGCCAAUACCUUCAUCCCGAGUCGUGGCCUCCUCCAAAGAGGGGCCGCAGCGCGUCUGAAGUCUCCAGCGACAUCUCCAUCCAGCUGAACCAGACACCCCCUCCGCCCAAGGGCAGCUCCAUGCAGCAGCAGCAGGCCCCGUCCUCUGGCCCCUCCUCGGGCGCCAGCUACCAGCCGUCCUCCUCCUCCUCCUCCUACCCCCACCACUCCAUGUCCUCCCACCCCCUCCACUCCAGCCACCACACCAUGUCCUCCCACCCCAGCGGGCCCCCUCCCCAGUCCAUGCCCAUGGCCAUGCCCCCCUCUGCCCAGCCCCCUCCCCGAUACCACCAACACAUGCACAUGAGUGCCUCGCCGUGCUAGAAGGGGGGAGUGAGGGAUGAGGGAGGGAGGGGAGGGGGGGAUAGACAGAGCAGGGGUUGGCUCUGUCGUACGUCCAACACACAGAGACAGAUGCAAACACACACACACACACACACAUGCACACAUACGUGCACACACAGAAGUGUGGGAGGAGAGAUGGAAGAGGGGAGGAAGGAAGGAUAUUUAGGAGAUCAAGAGAAAGAAGGGAAUGAACGAGGGAAAGAAAACGAGAUGGGUGGAGGAUGAUUCACAAUGGAUGCUGUGCUUAAAAUGAAGACAGAUAUUUUAAAAGAGGGAGAGAGAGAGGGAGGGAUAUGAUCAUCAUUUACACAAUAAGAAAAAGAGGGAGGAGGGGGGGUCUAUAAGAAAGGGUGAUGCUGUUUCAGAAGAAAAAUAAUUUCGCAUUUCAAGCACUAACACACACAAGAAUCAAGAACAAAUUGUAUAUGCAUAGAGAUUUAUACUUAAACUGUAUAGACAUUUUUCUUUCUCUAAGUCCUGGAAAAACAAAUGUUGAAAUCUUAACCAUGUUUGUCUUUCAUGAGAUGUGUAUUCCUGUAUGAUUAGUUCUAUCAUUUCAUUCAUCGUUUGUAUUUGAGAGGCAAGAAUUGUGAGUACGAAGACGGAAAUCUGAGACAUCUGAAGAUCAUUCAGGGUUCUGUGACUUAUCUGCACAUACUGUAACAUCUCAGAUUCCCCAAGCGUUCCAAAAUGGUUCUUCGGCUUUCCCCAUAGGACAACCCAUUUUGGUUCCAGGUAGAACCCUUUUUGGUUCCAUGUAAAAUCCUCUGUGAAAAUGGUUCGACGUGGAUUCUAAAAGGGGUCUAGCUGGAACCAAAAGGGUUCUUUCUACCUGGAAAGAAAAAGGGUUCUUCUCCAAUGAGGACAGCAGAAAAAACCCUUUAGGUUCUAGCUAGCAUCUUUUGUGUGUAUGUGUGUGUAUAAAUGUCCAGGUCAUAGGCUUCAGCAUCCAUAAAAAAAAAACACUUGAAUUGUUGUUUCAUGUUUUUGACUAAAAUGUCAU
Oncorhynchus tshawytscha (Chinook salmon) is the source of this 2337-nucleotide messenger RNA. RefSeq names its product voltage-dependent calcium channel gamma-7 subunit-like. The coding region runs from base 270 to 1313 and encodes 347 amino acids. Gene Ontology annotation, cellular component: AMPA glutamate receptor complex; postsynaptic density membrane. The record is from RefSeq and is a predicted model, not a curated record. Lineage: Eukaryota; Metazoa; Chordata; Actinopteri; Salmoniformes; Salmonidae. Gene Ontology annotation, biological process: neurotransmitter receptor transport, postsynaptic endosome to lysosome; transmission of nerve impulse; positive regulation of synaptic transmission, glutamatergic. Gene Ontology annotation, molecular function: channel regulator activity; voltage-gated calcium channel activity. The transcript is spliced from 7 exons.